AUGUCAAAAAGUCAAAUCAAGCGUCUACACCAACAGCAGGAGGCGGAAAAAGUAAAAUUUUUUUUGCAGAAAAAAAGUGUACAAAGCAUUUUUUCAGGCCAAUUUGGGUGAAGAAGAAGAGGAACCGGUACAGGUUCAACAACGCAAAGGACCCGCCAAUCGAUUUGCGUUUUUUGGUAAUUUUGCAAAAAAUUUUAAAAAAAAGCGCAUUUAAAUACAAUUGCAGACGACGAAGAUGAGUCGAACGACGACGAUGCCAAAUCUGAAGAGGAAACUGGAAGUUCGCAGCCGAAAACUGUAAAAAACGCGAAAAGUUUACUGAAGACACGUUUUUUUUCAAUUUUCAGACGGCCGACAAAAAAAAGGCGAAAAAGAGCAAGAAGAAGGGAAAGAAGGGCGGUGCGGAAGUCGUCGAGGAGACAGAAAAUCAAAUGUUGGCACGCAUGGCCGCAUUGGUACGCAUUUUCACGAUUCCUCCCCUUGUCGAAAUUUCCGACGUUUUGCUGCAUCAAAACCGCUUGUUUCAGAAUGCGAAAGAGUCGAAGAAAGCGGCGGCGGCGAGUGCGGACCAAGCGCCGAGCGUGGAGGAGCUGAUGAAGGUGGACAUGAAAAUGUUCGACAUGUCGGCGGAAAUCAAACGGAAACUCGGAAAGGCGUUCAAAGAAGUGACGACGCCCGGCGCGACGGAGGAGAAUCGCUGGCCGCCGGGACGUCGGGCCGUCGGACGCAUCGUCAAGAAUAAGCCCAAGUGGUUUCCGGAAAGGGACUACGGUCUUUCGAUGGUCCAAACGGACGAGACGAAGGACGGAGCGGUGUGGUUCCAUCUGAAGCACAACAAAAAUUACGAGGGACGCGAGCGGUUGUUCUGGCUGGCGGAGGCCCAGAUGAACCCGGAAGUGGUGCACGAGAUCUUCUCCGACACCCCCUACCACCUCAACUCGCUCCUCAUGAUGGCCCACAUGAACCGGAUGAACGAGGACUUCAACCAGGGCGCCGAUCUGAUAGAACGUGGCAUCUGGUACGUGGAUCAGUACGCGGCGCCGACGUUCGAACCUUUCAACUGGCGGCACCGUCUCGACUACACGGACUACGAGAACCGCGCGUUCUUCCUCCUUCUCCACCGCCACAUGCUCAACGCGGCACACAAACGGUGCUGGGAGACCGCCUGGAACACCGCCAAACUCAUUUUCAAACUCGAUCCGACUGGCGACCCGCUGGCGAUAAUGUCGAUAAUCGACGGGUACGCGUUGAAGGCGAAACAAUUUCAGUGGGUGCUAAACACGUACGAGGCGGCCAAGUCGUUCAAAAAGCUCAAUUUGCUGCCCAACUGGCCGUAUUCGGUGGCGUUGGCCAGACACGCGCUCGCAAAAGACGAAGGAGAGCACGAGACGGCCGAGAAGGAGCUCCGUCUUGCGAUCCGUCACUUUCCGUCGGUCGUCGUCCAACUCAUGGACAAUCUUCAAAUUAAUCCGGAUUCGGCAGUGAUGAACUGCAAGAUGUUCACGUCUUUCGUCGCCGACAAGUUGGUCUUUUUUUUGUUGUUUUUGGAAAACGCUAACACACUUGCUUCUUUCCUUUCAGCGAGCCGGACAGUCUCAAACUGCUCGUGAAAAUCUACGCGAAAGAAACAGAGGAGGUGUGGAAACAGCCGGAAAUUCUGCUCUUUUUGGAGAAUUCCACCCGUCGAGUGGCCGUGUCGAGCGACAAACAAGAGAUUGACGAGUGCAGCGAAUGGAGGAACAAGUUCGUUUUUAUGAAAUUUUUAUUGGAAUCGGAAUCUGAUCGAGAAAAAUUGAGAAACUUAGGCCCUAAUUAUUAGGACUAAAUGGAGGCCUGGGCGAACGUUCCGGACUAAAGAAACCGAACUGACAAGUUCAAAAAGACAAUUUCAACUAAAACAAUUUGCAGACGAAAACGAAUGUACGCGAGCCGAUCGCCGAACGUGGCGCGCCUGUGCCAACUGCUCGACGUGGUGCCCUCCUCGUCGUUGAGUGAUCCGGAACCGCCGAAAAACGGACGGUGCGGGUACGAACGAGACGCGCACGGACUCGCCACCGGACAGCCCGUCGUCGACAAUCUCGUCGGCGCGCUCAUCCACUCGCUCAUGCCCAAUUAUGAACCCGUCAGUUUUUUUUUUGCCCUGUUUUCUACAGUAUUAUUCAAAAAAAAAAGGCGAAUAAUUGCAGGAUCGUACACUUCAAGAACAACUCGGCCGCCACUCGGAGGAGUUCAUGCGCUACAUGGCCGAGCACCUCGACGGAGCACGAAUCUCGUUCACGGAGAUCACGGAGGCGAUCACGACGUGGCUGGACGGACGCAACGAGCAGGACCGCCUCGCGGCCGCCAAUGUGGUCCCGCUGGACGGGCACGAAGCCGUCGAAUUGCCCGAGGAAGAAGGAGAGGGAGAGGGAGAAGGAGCCGACGAGAAUAGAGAAUAA
Messenger RNA from Caenorhabditis sp. 36 PRJEB53466, 2438 nucleotides. The record is from the annotation of a GenBank genome assembly. Lineage: Eukaryota; Metazoa; Nematoda; Chromadorea; Rhabditida; Rhabditidae.